Molecule: messenger RNA, 1534 nt
Organism: Hibiscus syriacus
Lineage: Eukaryota; Viridiplantae; Streptophyta; Magnoliopsida; Malvales; Malvaceae
Product: tryptophan aminotransferase-related protein 2-like
Exons: 5
Coding region: 103-1410 (435 amino acids)
Biological process (GO): amino acid metabolic process
Molecular function (GO): transaminase activity; carbon-sulfur lyase activity
Source: RefSeq, a predicted model, not a curated record
AAGGGUACUCUUUCUGUGCUUUUGAUUUCGUUUUCAUGGUUUUCCUAUAAUCACUUGCUGGUUUUUCUUCUUCUUUGUCCUCUGUCUCUCUGAGAGAGAGAGAUGGCGAGCUUGUUGAGUGUUUUGACAGUGAAGAACUUGCUGGUUUUGUCACUUGCUCUGAAUGUGAGUUUAAUCUUUAAAGUCCUGGUUUUGCAUGAUUCUCAAAGUUAUAGUUUUUUCAUCGAGCAUGAUGGAACAAAGGAAGAGGCUCUGUUAUCCACUGUUCCAUCAUCAUCAUCAUCAUCAUCUUCAUCCUCUUACUCUCUUUUGAUGGACCAAGAUAGGGUUAUCAACCUUGAUCAUGGCGAUCCGACAAUGUACGAAAGCUAUUGGCAAAAGAUGGGGGAGGAGACCACCGUGGUUAUUCCCGGAUGGCAAUUCAUGAGCUACUUUUCGGAUGCCACCAAACUUUGCUGGUUCUUAGAGCCUGAAUUUGCCAACCAAAUUGUCCGAUUACAUAACGUCGUCGGCAAUGCGGUGACAGAGAAUCGACACAUCAUUGUCGGGACAGGAUCGACACAACUCUAUCAAGCUGCGCUCUACGCACUGUCCCCCGACACAGAUGCCGAGCCCAUCAGUGUGGUUUCAGCAGCCCCUUAUUACUCUUCGUAUCCCUUGAUUACCGAUUGCGUGAAGUCCGGGCUUUAUAAGUGGGGAGGCGAUGCCCGGAGCUUUAGUAAAACCGGGCCUUACAUCGAACUCGUUACCUCCCCGAACAAUCCCGAUGGAUUCGCGAGGCGCUCGGUUGUUAACGGUAGCGAGGGAAUAAUAAUUCAUGAUCUCGCCUAUUAUUGGCCACAAUACACGCCCAUAUCUGCCGCUGCGAACUAUGAUUUGAUGCUAUUCACCGUCUCGAAGAGCACCGGUCAUGCCGGGAUGCGCAUCGGGUGGGCUCUUGUUAAAGAUGAAGAUGUUGCAAGAAAAAUGACAAAGUACAUAGAGAUCAACACGAUUGGUGUGUCGAAGGAUUCACAGCUUAGAGCGGCCAAGGUUUUGAAAGUUAUAUCCGACAACAGUGAAAGAAUGAAUGCAGCCAAUUCGUUCUUCGAGUUCAGCUACCAUGUUAUGGCCAAGAGGUGGAAGCAAUUGAGAGAGGCAGUGCAUGAGAGUGGCCUAUUUAGUGUGCCUGAUUUCCCCCCACGGCUCUGCAACUUUCUCAAUGUGGUCUUCGAGCCACAACCCGCUUUUGCAUGGGUGAAGUGCGAAGGAGAGAUCGAAGACUGCGAAAGCUUCUUUCGAGGGAAGAAGAUUUUGACUCGGAGCGGCACACACUUUGGGGUUAGCCCCAAAUAUGUCCGGAUAAGCAUGUUGGAUCGAGACCGAAAUUACGAUACUUUUGUAGAAAGAUUGUCUAGGAUCCGAUCAUGACAUCGAACACACAUCUGUUAGGCACAACAGAUAGGAACGGGGACAGGCAGAAUUCUUUUGUAAAUUGGGCAGCAAAUGAAGUAAUAGAUCAUUUUUCUCCAUAAACAUAUGGUACUAAGCUUGU